This is a messenger RNA of Bombina bombina (fire-bellied toad), 1806 nucleotides long. Its product is annotated as tubulin beta-2B chain. The transcript is spliced from 4 exons. Gene Ontology annotation, molecular function: structural constituent of cytoskeleton; GTP binding; GTPase activity. Lineage: Eukaryota; Metazoa; Chordata; Amphibia; Anura; Bombinatoridae. The record is from RefSeq and is a predicted model, not a curated record. Gene Ontology annotation, biological process: mitotic cell cycle; microtubule cytoskeleton organization. The coding region runs from base 198 to 1535 and encodes 445 amino acids. Gene Ontology annotation, cellular component: cytoplasm; microtubule.
AUGGGAGCUGAACGGAGGCGGGGCGGGGCCAGCUGACUCCCUGUGUGUAGCGGUAUAUAUAAAAGGAGAGAAGAAAGGAGCCCUGCCAGCCUGCCCAACACCAUCUGAGGAGUGCACCGGGAGGGAGAUAAGAGAGCCUGCAACAUCCACUAAGGGCACCUACAACCGGACUAAGCUCCCCUCGUACACUUACAAUCAUGCGUGAGAUCGUGCACAUCCAGGCUGGCCAGUGCGGUAACCAGAUUGGCGCUAAGUUUUGGGAAGUUAUCAGUGAUGAACAUGGAAUCGAUCCGACAGGCAGUUACCAUGGUGAUAGUGAUUUGCAACUAGAAAGGAUCAAUGUGUAUUAUAACGAAGCCACUGGUAACAAAUAUGUACCUCGUGCCAUCCUUGUGGACUUGGAGCCUGGCACUAUGGAUUCUGUCAGAUCAGGACCAUUUGGACAAAUAUUUAGACCUGACAAUUUUGUGUUUGGUCAGAGUGGUGCUGGAAACAACUGGGCCAAAGGCCAUUACACAGAAGGAGCUGAGUUGGUUGACUCUGUUUUAGAUGUAGUAAGAAAAGAAGCAGAAAGCUGUGACUGUCUACAAGGUUUUCAGUUAACACAUUCCCUGGGAGGUGGCACUGGCUCUGGCAUGGGAACUCUUCUCAUCAGUAAGAUUAGAGAAGAGUACCCAGACAGAAUUAUGAAUACAUUCAGUGUAAUGCCAUCUCCUAAGGUCUCAGAUACUGUGGUUGAACCAUAUAAUGCUACACUCUCCGUUCACCAGUUGGUGGAAAACACAGAUGAAACUUACUGUAUAGACAAUGAAGCUCUCUAUGACAUCUGCUUCCGCACUUUAAAGCUAACAACACCAACCUACGGUGACCUCAAUCACUUGGUAUCAGCGACAAUGAGUGGGGUAACAACAUGCCUUCGAUUCCCAGGUCAGCUUAAUGCUGAUCUACGUAAAUUAGCUGUAAACAUGGUGCCUUUCCCACGUCUGCACUUUUUCAUGCCUGGUUUUGCCCCACUAACCAGUCGUGGCAGCCAACAAUACCGUGCCCUAACAGUGCCCGAACUCACUCAACAAAUGUUUGAUUCCAAGAACAUGAUGGCAGCGUGUGAUCCUCGCCAUGGUCGUUACCUCACUGUAGCAGCCAUAUUCAGAGGACGCAUGUCCAUGAAAGAGGUUGAUGAGCAGAUGCUAAAUGUCCAGAAUAAAAAUAGCAGCUACUUUGUUGAAUGGAUCCCUAACAAUGUGAAGACCGCAGUUUGCGACAUUCCACCACGAGGCCUCAAAAUGUCUGCCACCUUUAUUGGCAACAGCACUGCCAUUCAAGAACUUUUCAAGAGAAUCUCAGAGCAGUUUACAGCCAUGUUCCGCCGUAAAGCUUUCUUGCAUUGGUACACUGGCGAAGGCAUGGAUGAAAUGGAGUUCACUGAAGCAGAAAGCAACAUGAAUGACUUGGUAUCAGAAUAUCAACAGUACCAAGAUGCAACCGCUGAUGAACAAGGCGAGUUUGAGGAGGAAGAAGGAGACGAUGACGCUUGAUGAUAUCAAAAUGCUAAUAAGAUUUUAAGAAAUAAAAAGGCACUGUUUUUAAAUUGUCAGUAAAUCUGUUCAUAAUUCUGUACAAGCAUGCUUCUCAUUUUCUAUGGUCCAUGGUCCCAGAAAAAAUAUUUUGUAACAAUGUCAAGUAACAUUUGUUGUUCUAGAAUCUCUUCUAGUUCACACUAAAAUUAGGAGGAUGGUAGAAUUGGUUUUGACGACUCUUAGAUGUUGUUUUUCAUUGGAUGAAAUCAUAAAGUAUCUGUGUGCUGAG